Messenger RNA from Sinocyclocheilus anshuiensis, 1147 nucleotides. Its product is annotated as G-protein coupled receptor 12-like. The annotation marks the transcript as partial. Gene Ontology annotation, molecular function: G protein-coupled receptor activity. Gene Ontology annotation, cellular component: membrane. Gene Ontology annotation, biological process: G protein-coupled receptor signaling pathway. The transcript has a single exon. Lineage: Eukaryota; Metazoa; Chordata; Actinopteri; Cypriniformes; Cyprinidae. The record is from RefSeq and is a predicted model, not a curated record.
CCGGUGCGAACGGCAGAGCUGAGGCCACUUCCCGUUAACCCGUGGGACAUUGCACUGUGCGUGACGGGCACGCUCAUCUCCUGCGAGAAUGCAAUCGUGAUCGCUAUCCUGUUCUACACGCCCACCUUGAGAGCCCCCAUGUUCAUUCUGAUAGGGAGCCUCGCGUUUGCAGACCUGCUCGCAGGACUCGGCCUCAUUCUCAAUUUCGUCUUCAUCUAUAUGCUGAACACGGAGUUUGUAACUCUGAUCUCCGUUGGCUUGCUGAUCGCCGCCUUUUCUGCAUCUGUGCUCAACAUCCUGGCCAUCACGGUGGAUCGCUACUUGUCCCUCUACAACGCUCUGACCUACCACACGGAACGCACGGUGACAUUCACCUAUGUCAUGGUGGUUCUCAUUUGGCUGGUGUGCAUCAUCCUGGGCCUACUGCCAGUGCUCGGCUGGAACUGCCUCAGAGACGAGGCCAGCUGCAGUAUCUGCCGGCCGGUCACCAAGAACAAUGCUGUGGUACUUGCUGUGACGUUCUUGCUGGUGUUUGCCCUCAUGAUGCAGCUUUACCUACAGAUCUGUAAGAUUGCCUUCCGCCAUGCGCAGCAAAUCGCUGUUCAGCACCAGUUCAUGGCCAUUUCCACCACAAAAGGUGUAUCCACGCUCUCCGUCAUCCUCUGCACCUUUGCUGCAUGUUGGAUGCCCUUCGCCAUGUAUUCGAUUGUGGCAGACUCCAGAUACCCGAUGAUCUACACGUAUGCAACAGUGCUGCCGGCAACAUGCAACUCUGUCAUAAACCCAAUCAUAUACGCUUACAGAAAUCCGGACAUCCAGAAAUCCCUCUGGCUAGCCUGCUGUGGAUGCGUGCCGUCCAACUUCUCCUUGCGGCCAAGGACAUCGAGCGAUGUAUAGGUCGGACUCACAUAAUUAGUUUGUACUGUGUCAGUGUUAAUGAUAUGAUGUCCUUCCUUGGUGGGAUCCCAGUCAAACAUUGCUGGUUGUGUAGUAGGUGUUGCGAUCCAAGAUGUCAACCUGCAAUGUAUUAUUAGAUGUCUUUAAUGCAUAGACCUCUAUGCACAAAAUUUCAAGUUGUAUCAGACAUAAGACAGUUCAAAUUGAACAUGAUCUGAAUAAUCUGGAUAUUCUGAGAUAUGUAGUACAG